AUGGUUGGAAUUAAACUCAAACUUACCUCUGCUGCUGAAUCUCCUAGUAAUAGUCCUUCAACUCCUGUUCUAAACACCUCUUCAAAAAAGAAGAAGAAAAAGAACAACCACAAGAAGAAGGACAAUGCUUUGGAUCCAUCCGUUCCUCAUCUAUUCGGUCAGUCUUUAAAUUCACAACUUCAUUCGAUACGGACUGCUUUACUCAUCCAGGAGGAUGAUCCUUCGUGUUCUGGGGGUAAACGAUUUGUUGUUUAUCCCAAGCUGUUAUGGCUCUGUUUGAACUGGCUUGAAAAUAAUCCAGAAUGUACGAAUAUGGAGGGUAUUUUCCGAUUGAGUGGACAAGCUUCUCUCAUCAAUUCUGUCAAAGAGCAAUUAUCUAAAGGAAAAUAUGACAAUAUACCCAAAUUAGAGGACUAUGAUUCCGAUUCGGAUGAUGAUGAAAGUUUUGGAACACCCACAGCAGAAGAUGAAAUUUCGAAAUCCAACAUUCGUGAAAACAAACUCAUUCAAAAAUUCCUCGUAUACUUUUAUCCUAGUUCUGUGGCUCCAGAGUCAAUUUCAUUUGGCUCUCUCAACAAACAACCUAUUGUUAAUAAUUUAAUUGAAAUUCCUGAAAUUAAUUUUGAAGAGUUAUUCCCACAAAACACAAUCAAUAAUGUUUCGAGUUUGUUGAAAAUGUAUAUUAGAGAAUUACCCGAACCACUCAUGACUUUUGAUCAUUAUGACAUGUUUAUUGCAAGUGACGGCAUUCCUGACGACAAUGUUCGCCUUCAAGUCAUUCGCAAUGUUUUACGAUUUUUACCAAGAUCCAAUUAUUUCAUUUUGAAAAAGUUGUGUGGAUUCUUGCAUAGUGUCCAUGUCAAUUCAUCAGUGAACAAGAUGGACGCUUCCAAUUUGGCCAUUGUUUUUGCUCCGAAUAUUCUUCGUCCUCCUCCCAUGUAUUGCAAUGUGUUACAAAUGCAAUUGAGCGAGGCCAGAUUUGCCACCUCACUCACUCAGAGCCUCGUGACCGAAUAUGAAUUCUUUUUUGGUGCAGAAGAUGCCAAACCAAAACUUGAGCCACAGAAAACUCCAACACCACCUCCAAACAAACCAAACAGGUCAAUAUCAAGUGCAACCAAUAAUAAGGCAAUAUCCAUGCUAUCGUCAACUUCGUAUGAAAUGACACACUCGAAUUCCUCAGUAUCUGUAUCGUCGAGUGAUUCUAGCAGCACUAAUGUUUUUAUUCCCUCCAAUGGUAACAAUGGCGAAUCACCAAAACCACAAAACAAUAGUAAUCGAUUGACAAGUCCAAAACCACCCCCAAGUGGACUCAGAGAUUCCUCACGUUCUGUGUUUGUGGCAUCCAGCAGUAAUAGGUCAGACACUUCUACGAACGUUCGUUCUGUCAUUGACAACAUGAACACACUUCAUACCAGCAAACAAGCAGCUGCUGAAAUCAAACGACUAUCCCGUGUUAUGAAGGCAGGUGACAUUUGUCUUGACGAUCAAUCUUUAAAAUCCACAACAUUAUCCUCAUUCAAUGACAGCACCUCACAGAAUAAGCGAUUACCUGUACCACCACGCAGGGCUACAGUUUUCACUGAGGCUACAAAACCAUCCCAAAGCACUGGUCCAACAAACAAGAACGAAAUGUUUGUCAUUCCGCCUAGAAAAGUGUCACCAAGGAAGACUACAACAACUAGUCAUUCGAACAACAUGACUUUCAAUUCACCACCGCCUCCAACGAAACCUCCAACACCCUCUCGAUUUGCAGGAGCUUCUACGACACCAAAGCCAUCCCUUGCACAAGUUGGAGCGGUGGGAUCAACAUCAACCACGUCAACUCCAACUUUGACCUCACCCAGACCUCUUCCACCACCAAAAUCAUCUUCUCUGAAUUCAUCCACCACCAAUUCUAGCGCUGCCACGAGUAGUGGCAAUACGACACAACAUCAAGAUUCUCCAUUUGCUGUUCCUGCUAGAACUUCACUCGAUGAUGACAAGAAAUCUCCUGGUGGCCUUAAAAACAAUCCAUUCAUCAAGCAAGAUGUGAAUUUUACCACACCAAGUACCUCUUCAUCUGGUGCUACACGUGCUCCACCUCCAGUACCAAGAAGAAACUAUAAUUGUGAAUCGAUUCCGUGA
Naegleria lovaniensis is the source of this 2127-nucleotide messenger RNA. RefSeq lists its product as uncharacterized. Gene Ontology annotation, biological process: regulation of GTPase activity; signal transduction. Gene Ontology annotation, cellular component: cytoplasm. The record is from RefSeq and is a predicted model, not a curated record. The transcript is spliced from 4 exons. The coding region runs from base 1 to 2127 and encodes 708 amino acids. NCBI's taxonomy places the organism in Eukaryota, Heterolobosea, Eutetramitea, Acrasida, Naegleriidae.